Messenger RNA from Culex quinquefasciatus (southern house mosquito), 6115 nucleotides. RefSeq names its product neurogenic locus notch homolog protein 2. Lineage: Eukaryota; Metazoa; Arthropoda; Insecta; Diptera; Culicidae. The coding region runs from base 3637 to 5664 and encodes 675 amino acids. Gene Ontology annotation, cellular component: extracellular region. The transcript is spliced from 4 exons. Gene Ontology annotation, molecular function: chitin binding. The record is from RefSeq and is a predicted model, not a curated record.
GUUCGACGAAAUCAGUGGGUUUUUUUUUCGGUCGGUUUCGGUGCUCGUUUCGAUUCAGGACUAAUGUUGAUCGCUGUUCGCAGGAUCUCUACUAUAAGGAGUUGAACGAAGAUUGUGCAAUAAAACUGUUAUAUAUGAAGUGAGGUGUGUAAAAGUUUUGAUCUCGAUCUAAAAAGUGCUAAUUGUUAGUAGAUCAACUACCGUAAUGUGUGGAAAAUGUGGUUUAAUCUCCAAGCCGGUACCCGCCACGUGCUGAAAUUAUAGCAAAUUAUCACCCCGAAAGUGAAAGAGCCCGCAAGAAACAGUCAAUCAUUUCAACGCGGAUGUGGCAAUUAAUAACAGUUUUUUAAUGCAGUUUUGUUUUGCUCUGGUGGGAUGAGCGCGCACUCGCGAGGAGAAUAGAAUAAUUAAGAUGUUUUGCCUCACGAUUUGAGAGAAUAUUCGAACGGGGGAGGAAGGGAGCAGUGAUUUGUUUUGCUUCCGAUUGUAGUAACUUUUAUGGCUGAAGGUGGUGGUGCAUGCAACGGCGAUAAACAUUGCGAGAUCUGGAUAUCUGACACGUUGGGUGUCGGUCAAAAGGUUGGCGCUAGGAGAGGAGAAUUUAUGUGCAUCGUUGACCUUUGAUCGGAUGAGAGUUGAGGGAGAUUGUAUUGCAUGGACAUUUUUGUAAAGAGGGAAGUAAUGCUUUUUAUCAGAAAAAAAAACAACUCUAAUUAAAGUUCUGUUUGGAACUUUUCCUGUGAGUUGUAAUAUAGUUUUGGAAGAUUAAAACCAAAUUUGUGAAGACAAAUAUAUGAUAAUUUUCAAGGGAAAUUUAACUCCUAAUUGUCACAAAGUAGAUAUUUGUAAUUUAGAACAUGUUAUCUAACCAAUCGUUAACAUUUCGAUGCCUCUGUGCUCUCUUAUGCUAACUAGAUAAUCACAUCACAUAAUCACGAAAAGGCCAUUUGAAAAAUGGGCAUUAUUUCAGGUUUUGGUGAAGCUGAAUAAUCAGAGACACAUUUGAAGUUUAAACUUUUUAUCUUUUGUUUAAGUAGGCUGUAAGUUUUGAAAAAAAAACAUACACUUAUAAAUUUGAAACAUGUGGCACUCUCACAUUUGUACAAAUCGACAAGCAUCUUUUUAAAUUCUGAAAUGUAAAAUUUUCAACCUUAGAAAAUUGGACGACUAGCGGUUGAGAUGUUCAUUUCACUUAAAAAUUUACAGGUUAUGUCUCAGCACAGCAGAACAUUAAAAAAAAACUUUCAUAAACUUCAAGAAAUAUUUUUAAUGUGUUUGCAUAUCAGCAUAACAUUGUUUAAAUUGAAAUCCAUUUAAAGAGGAGUCCGUCUUAAUUUCAAAUUUUAUCAACCUCUAAAAACAAUUAGAUUAUUUUGAAUAUACUUCAUAUAUUUGCAAUUCUAUUCGAAAGUGAAAAAAACAAGCGUUUUCCAAAUACUUCCUAGAUUUAAAAGUUGGGCUACUAAAAUAUUAUUUAAAAAAACUAUUUUAAAAUUUUAAUCACUUUGUAUUCUUCUUAGCACAUUAAGAUAUAAUAUUCGGCAAGUCUGAUAUUUCUCACCAUGAAAGAAGGGCUCGUUUCCGACAUUUUGCGGAGUAUUCGAAAUUUUUCGUCCGAGGCAUAUUUUAAAGUUUUUUUUUUUUCGAAUUUACAUAAUACACCAAUAUUUGACCUCCAAAACUUGCUUCUGAUACCAAAUUUACCAGAUUUCCAGUUUUCUCUAAAAAAAACCCCAAAAAUCCAAGCUGGAAGCGUCAAUCCGACCGAUUACUAAUCUUUUCUUUGUACAAUUUGCCUAAAAUAUCAACAAUUGAUUGAGACAAAUACGAGCAUAAAACAGUGAUAAAAUUAGAGUAUUUCAUUUAAAACCUAUUUGUUACACAAGUUAUAUGGUGAGGAUAGCUGUCAAAAUUGAGACAUUAUUGAAGAUCUUAAUAAAUAAAUAGUUGUUUUGAGCCAGAAAUGUUUUACCUUGUUGAACAAUUCUAAAAAAAACAUAAAUCUGCUGAGUUCUGGGCCAAAGUAAAACCUUAAUUUGGUGAUUCCUUAAAUCUUUUUGCUAUUAGCAUUCAAGAUAAGCAUUUACCUACCAUUUGUUAAUAACUUGAUCUUGGUUUCAAAUUUGCUUUAAAUAUGUUCCUAAUCUUACGAUUAAAAUAACGUUUGAUUAACCGAGAGAUUUUUACCAAUAUUUUUUUUUUCAAAUUAAUAUUUAGUUGUUUUUCCCAGUUUCACUUGAUUUGAACAAUAUAAAGUCAAUGAAAAUAAAUGUUUCGGCACGUUCAAAUAGUUCGAUUGAAAGAUCUUAUCUUUUCGUCUUCAAAAUUCAAGGCAAUUCUCCCAAUGUGUAUUUGCCCCAGUUCACAAACAAGAUAUGUUCAAAAUAAAGCUAUUCGAAAAUGUUUUAUCUAAGAAUUAAAUUUAAAAUAAACAAAAUGGUUUCGAGCUCUUUUUAAACAAUUUUUCUCGCUAGUCAGAUUUUGGGAACGCAAAUUAAACAAAUAUUUUUAGCUGUAAAUGUGGCCUUUAUCCCUUGAAUUCCUCAACUCACUAAUUGCACCAGCAGGAAUCUCCGCAGAUUGUGCGUCAUAGGUCCAAACAAUCUCCCCCUCAGCCUCAUAGUUGAGAGUGGGCUUUGCAUGACCGAGACCGAAACUCCAGCCGAGCAGACAAUUUUAAGUGAGCAUGGUUGGAGCAAAUGUUUGUUCAGUGGGAUUGUUAUAUUCAAUUUUUGAACAAAGUUUUUUUUCCAUACUUUAAUUUUAAAUAUUAAAUUAUUUCAAGAAAAUUCGGGUAAAAAUCGCAGCACAUACCCUAAAUCCACCCGGCGGCAGCCUUUCUAUUAUAUCAACCCCGAGCAAAACCGAUCGCCUUUCCAGCACCAAUAUCCGGCUCCACCGUUAUUAUGCGAGUAAACAUGACUAGACAAUCAAUGCCGGGCCGCCGCCGCCGCUUCUUCACCGAUGACGGUUGACCUUGCCGAUCAUCAAACCGCAAACAACAAACAGCCCCAAAUCAUCUGCCAAGUCCGCCUUCUGACGUCCUGUGCGCCGAAGAGUUCACAGCUGAGAUGCUGAUCUUUCAGAACAAAACGUGUCAGGACAGAAAACGUGACCGUUAGUUGCCGGUUUUUACCGGUUCGUUCCAGCAAAGGUCACAUCCGCCACCGCCGAAGUUCUUACCUUGCUUCAGAACGUACAAACGUCCUUGGCAUAUUGAAAGCUUAAGCUCAAGUCUCAGUUCCGCUAAAAAUAGUUAGAACAACAAGUCGUUCGCAAUUGCCACAUAAGUACACGUGAAUUUUAAACUUUUAAAUCAAUCAGGUGUGAAAAAACAACAACCGCGCGAUAACACAAACAAAUGCUCUUACUACAGGAAGGUGAUGAAAAACAAAAUAAUCAUUAAAAAGUGGAGUGCGGCGAAAAAAAACAUGCUAAACUGCAAUUAGUUCGUGAACUGGAACAACUCUCGUUGGUGUGCGCCUCUUGCCCUGGAGAGGGCCGGAGUAUUUAAUCUGAGAAUUUCGAUCGCCCCGAGGAACUCACAGACUUGACACGCAGCAGCAGUUGUGCUAAUUAUAGAAUCCGCUGGCGGGAAUUUAUAGCAAAUAAAACGUGAUUAGUGGAAGAGCAAAAAUGAGGAGGCAGAGUGAAUCGACACCAGUGGAAACCGUUGAAAUUUGCUCGCCAAGACAGAUAUCGGAAGUUCAGCGACAGCUGGAUAGGAGGAGUCACCGUCGUCGUCAUCGGCGCCAGCAUCAACUGCAACAUCAGACGCUAAAGUUCAGGAACCACUUGUUCAUACUGGUCACGGCGGCUGCAGCGACGGCUGCGAUGGGAGUUCUAGCUGCAGAACGCAAACUUCAAGCAAAUGGACGGGUAAUUUUCAAAUUCUUACGUAGAGAAGCUAAACAGUACGAACCUGCCCUUCCAGCUGAGAUCCGGUGCUCACACCAUGAUGACCUGCUGUACGCGAUCCCAAACUCCGGUUGUUCAUCCUAUUACCGGUGUUAUCAACGGACCGUGUUCCGGCACCGAUGCAACGAGAAGUCCGUCUUCGACUUUUAUCAGCAAAAGUGCGUCCGAAGUGAAGCGACCUGCUACGAACCGGUCUGCACGGGUCGCACCAACGGGCUGUACCCCGACACUACGCAGGGAUGUCGAAGGUCCUACGAGUGCCAGGGAGGUGCGUUGAUAGCUGUGGAAAAUUGUCCCCACGGAUUUCGGUUCAGCGGAGGCAGCUGCGUGCCACCUCAUGAGGCGGGAAGCUGCGACAGCCCGGCCACCUCAGCGAUAGCGAUUCCGUUCGACGGAGAUAACCGGUGUUACGGGCUGCAGAACGGGAACCACAUCAUCGAUGACGAUCACUGUAAGAAGUUUAUGAUUUGUCAGGAUAACAGCGUGAUUGAAGUGUUGGAGUGUCCGUACGGGUACGUGUACGACGAGCUUACCAUGCGGUGCGUAUUCACCGGUGGAAUCGAAUCAUCCGGAUGUAUGACCAACUAUAUGGACGAAGUGGAUGAUGCCUGUGCGAGACUUCCGGGAGGAUUUCAUCUAGAUCCAACGUCAAAGAGUUGCACGAGUUACAUCAAGUGUUCCAACGGAAGGCUGGAGUCCCAACAUGACUGUCCAAAAGCCAGCGUGUUCAACGGAGUUCAGUGCGUGCCCCAGUUUCUGUACCAUUGUCCGAGGUUGGCCCUUCCUGGAGAUAUCUGCGAGAGGAAGCUCGAUGGACUACACACUGAUCCCCGCAAGGGAUGUGCGUUCUACGUUCGAUGCAACGGCCACAGAACCAUUGACAGCUUUUCGUGUCCGUCAAGCUUCCACUACAACCCAGAGGACAACAUGUGCGUAGAUCGUAGCCGAUCCAGCGAGAUCUGCCACGAAGUCGGCUACUCCAGCGAUUGCACACAACGGUCAGCCGGAUUCUACCAGGACUUUUCCGACGCGUCCAAGUGCUCACACUACUUCUACUGCUUCAACGGUAACAAAACCACGCUCCGUUGCCCACCCGGCCAAGUCUUCGACGGUGAAAACUGCGUCCCAUCCUCCUCGUACCCCUGUCCCAGCACAGCAUCGGACUCUUGCGUCAACAAACCCAGCGGAUACUACCGCGACCCUAGCGGCGGCUGUCGAUCCUACUUCUACUGUUCCACCGAUGGCACCAAGACGUCCUACCUCUGCAACGCAGGUCAAAUCUUCAGCGCCGGUCACUGCGUAGAGCGCCUCGCCGACGACAUCUGCAGUGAAGACCUCGUUUGCGCGGGUAGAUCCGACGGCUACUACCAAGAUCUGACCUCAAACUGUCGCAGCUACUUCUACUGCCAGCAGGGGGAAAAGCUGCAAACCCUAACCUGCCGAGGUAGUCGUCUCUUCAACGGCCACAGCUGCGUCUCCCAGGACGCGUACACGUGUCCCCACGAAGCGGCCAUCGCAGCCGACCCGCUGCUGAACUGCAUACCGCGUCCCUGCGAGCAGGACUGCAGUAAAAAUGGCUUCCAAAACGAUUACGACAGCCGGUGCCAGGAUUACUUCUUCUGUAUCGACGGCAAGAAGACAACGCUGUCCUGUUCCAAUGGCCAGGUUUUCAAUGGGGAAAUCUGCGUGCCCGCCGACAAGUUUCCAUGUCCAAAGUACUGCGAAGCGACGGUAGCGUGUAAUUAGUGCUUACCUGGAACCAUAAACCUUUUCGGAUUAAGACUUAUUUAUUGAGAGAAGAGGCAGGCUAAGGAAGCUGAAAAAGUGAAAGCAAAAUGAGCCGAGACGGGGGCUCAUUUUAAUUGGUAAUGGCGAUUUUUAUGCCAAUUUUAACGAACGGGGCUAGGGUAGGUGACACGCUGCUGGGGAAGUCAUCCUUGAAGGUGCGCCUUAUGAUGUUCAAACUUGAUGCAUUUACAAUACUCACUACCUGUAGGACAGUACUCUAAUAUUUAGAAUAAUUUUGAGAGACAGUUUUCAUACAAUAAUCGUUCGGUAAAUAACAAAUAACAAUAAAAAUUAAUCCAGAUCUGUAAACGGUAUGCAAAAUCAAUGUUUUGUAUGCAGUAGGCUUGCAAUAAUUUAUGUUCUUUAUUUAUUAUUUGACAAACAAAUAUAUUAAACGUUUUAUUUAACA